This is a messenger RNA of Cladocopium goreaui, 1123 nucleotides long. Lineage: Eukaryota; Dinophyceae; Suessiales; Symbiodiniaceae. The record is from the annotation of a GenBank genome assembly.
CAGUCGCGAACUGGCAUUCCAAGCAGUCGCCAUGUCUCCGACAGUCGCAGCACCAAAUCCCAUGCCAAGUCGUUUGGAUGCUGUGGCUCUUGAAGGUGACUUGUUCUACAGUGCACUGCAGCAUGCAGAGGUGUGGCUUCAAAAUGCCCAUCGCGCUGUGCUUGGCACCAUGGAGGCGGAAUUGAAGCACAUGCGCUACGAAAACAUGCGCCUCCGUGGCAUCUUGGAGGAGGCCGGGCUGAGUGAAAAGGCCAAUGUCACCGCAGCCUUCGGCGCGAUGGAGGCAAAGGAGGAAAAGCCAAAGUCAUCCACGGCAGAUGCCAUGACUUCCUGUGAAGAGCAGGAGAUCAAGGCGCAAACCCCCAAGGAAGCCUCGCCGGUACCAUACACAGAAAGGCCGCAGGCAAGUGCUACUGCAGUUACCACUGCUUCAAGCAACGCUCACUGGAUCCCUGUGAAGCAUGAAGGCCUCCGAUCUUCGCUGACAACGGUGUCAACGGCCGCAGCAACCACAGCUACAGCGACAAGUCCUGAUGGAUUCGACCUGAGAUCCAAAGAAGAUCUGUCCAGCGUCAGCCGGGAGCAGCUGCAGAGUAGCGCUGCGCGCGCUGCGCGCGUCACCGUUCCUCUGGGCAAAACCCUGGAGGCCCUGUUGGCGCAGUGGGGUUGGCAGCACUUGGAGGCAGAAAUUCUCUCAGAGUCUGGCGAUGUGGCUCUCGCGAGCAUUGGAGGCGCCAAGUUGAAAUUGAGGAUGGAGCAUUCCAACGAGCCGCGGCAAGCUGGUCGACUACUGGCCUGGGAUGAGGAUGGAAACAUUUGGCAGGCAUUGGAAGUUCUGAUUCGCAAGAAACGUUUGCAGAAGGUGGUUCGUGCAUGUCCCGUGGCGGCAACCCGCGAAUUCACCCGAGACGAAUCUGAGUCGGAGUCGGUCCAGGUGGCAAAUGUUGAAGUGGCUCAUUCCGGUCGAUCACAGCUCCGUAGCCCGUUGACCUUGGCUCAACUGGAGGCCUUGCCCAUUGAGUCACCCGUGAAACCCUUGCGACACCGCGCAGGGCGCUGAAAAAAAUGGCAGGCCAUGGCUGUGGCCAUGGAAAUAGCCUAGGGAUAAUUGUAAUGAAUCGAU